Aspergillus candidus is the source of this 1091-nucleotide messenger RNA. RefSeq names its product linker histone H1 and H5 family-domain-containing protein. The coding region runs from base 98 to 697 and encodes 199 amino acids. Gene Ontology annotation, cellular component: nucleus; nucleosome. The transcript has 7 exons. The record is from RefSeq and is a predicted model, not a curated record. Gene Ontology annotation, molecular function: nucleosomal DNA binding; structural constituent of chromatin; double-stranded DNA binding. Lineage: Eukaryota; Fungi; Ascomycota; Eurotiomycetes; Eurotiales; Aspergillaceae. Gene Ontology annotation, biological process: negative regulation of DNA recombination; chromosome condensation; nucleosome assembly.
AUCGCUCUCAUCUAUCUUCUACUUGAACUCUUCUCAGCUCUUCUAGCUUCGAUCCUCCUGUAGUUCCCAUCCGUUUUAAUACCCAAACCACUUCAAGAUGCCUCCCAAGAAAGCUUCCGUUGGUGCCCCCAAGAAGGCUGCUGCUGCUCCGGCCCAUGUCUCCUACCGUGCUAUGAUCACCAACGCCAUCCAGAAUCUGAAAGAGCGCAAUGGUAGCAGUCGCCAGUCUGUCAAGAAGUACGUGCUGGCCAACAACAAGAUCACCGCCGCCUCCACUCCCGCCUUUGAUAGCCAGUUCAACAAGGCCAUCAAGGCGGGUGUCGAGAAGGGUGAAUUCACCCAGCCCAAGGGCCCCUCGGGACCCGUGAAGCUCGCCCGCAAGGAGUCCGUCGCGAAGCCCGCCGCCAAGAAGACUUCGUCUGUCAAGGCCCCCGCUAAGAAGACCUCGACCGCCAAGAAGGCCGCCGAGAAGCCGGAGAAGGCUGAGAAGCCCAAGACCACCACCAAGAAGGCCACCACCGCCACCAAGAAGACCACCGCCACCAAGGCCAACACCGCGAAGCCCCGCAAGACGUCGGCUCCCGCCGUGGUCGACAAGCCCAAGGUGACGGGAAAGACCAAGUCUGGCCGCGUGACCAAGACGACGGCGAAGCCCGCUUCCGAAAAGACCAAGAAGUCGACAGCCAAGAAGGCCUAACGGUGUUGAUUGAAUCAAUACCUGUUUGACAUUCUCAGCGACCGCUUGAUGUUUUCUUUUGUGGGUUUCGUUUCUCUUGUGAUGUGUGCGCGCUUUGGGUUCUUGGGCUGUAUUCCCUUUCAUUUCUUCGGCUGUAACUUUUUUCUCAUUUGUUUGUUUCCAUCUCCUUGACUAUCUCGAGAGACCAUGUGGUGAAUCUCAGGGAUGAAAGGGGUGUGAUUGUGAUUCUGUUGUUUGGUUUUGUUGCGAUUUGGUCGGGUUGGCGUCUUGUGGUGGAUUUUACUAUGGGGAAUCCUCUUGAUCUUUCUUUUCUUUAAUUCUUAUUCUUUUUGAGUGGAUUUAGGAGCACUGUCCAAGGACGGUUGUCAAUUUGCAAUGAACGCGUUGUCCAUGA